CAGCCUCUGCACACGCUUCGUUCUUCUCCCCCAUGGCUCACUGCAAUCUUCUCGUCGCCAAUGCCGCCGUCGUGUUGUUUCUUGCAGUCGGAACCGAGGCGUCGUCCGGCGGCAUCGGGUUCAAGCUCCACCAUCGGUUCUCGCCGGUGGUCGGGCAGUGGAUGGAGGCGCGAGGCCAUGCCCCCGGUUUGCCAGACGACGCUCCGAAAGGCUCGAGAGAGUACCACUCCGCACUUCUCCGCCACGACCGUGCCGUCUUCGCCCGCCGCCGCGGCCUCGCCAACGCCGACGGCCAGCGCACCCUCACCUUCGCCGACGGCAAUGCCACUCGCCUCGAUAGCAGCCUGCAUUACGCGGAGGUGGAGGUGGGCACGCCGAGCUCGAAGUUCCUGGUGGCGCUGGACACCGGCAGCGACCUCUUCUGGCUGCCCUGCGAAUGCAAGGUGUGCGUCAACACCACCACGGGCCUGCCGUACAGCCCGAGCCGGUCGUCCACGAGCAAGGCGGUGCCGUGCGGCCACCCGCUCUGCGAGCGUCCGGACGCCUGCGGCGCCGGCGCCGCGGGCACGGGCAGCAGCAGCAGCAGCUGCCCCUACGAGGUGAAGUACGUCUCCGCCAACACCGGCUCGUCCGGGGUGCUCGUGGAGGACGUGCUGCACCUCGUCGACGGCGGCGGCAAGGCGGUGCAGGCGCCGAUCGUGUUCGGGUGCGGCCAGGUUCAGACGGGCGACUUCCUGCGCGGCGCUGCCGCCGGCGGCCUGAUGGGGCUCGGCAUGGACAAGGUCUCCGUGCCCAGCGCGCUGGCCAGCAGCGGCCUCGUCGGGUCCGACAGCUUCUCCAUGUGCUUCAGCCGAGACGGGGUCGGCCGGAUCAACUUCGGCGACGCCGGCAGCCCGGACCAGGCGGAGACGCCGUUCAUCGCCGCCGGGAGCUUACAGCAUCCUUAUUACAACAUCAGUGUCGGAGCGAUCACCGUGGACAGCAAGGCUAUGGCCGUGGAGUUCACCGCCAUCGUGGACUCCGGCACGUCGUAUACAUACCUCAACGACCCGGCUUACACAUUGUUCACGACCAAUUUCAAUUCAAGGGUUUCCGAGGCUAGAGACACUUACGGGAGUGGCUAUGAAAGGUUCGAGUAUUGCUACAGAUUGAGCCCAGGCCAAACAAGUAUGAGACGGCUGCCGGCGAUGAGCCUGACGACCAAGGGAGGCGCCGUGUUCCCCGUGACGUGGCCCAUCAUCCCCGUUCUUGCCAGCACCAACGACGGGCCGUACCACCCCAUCGGCUACUGCUUGGGUGUCAUCAAGAACAGCAUCUUCAGCACCGAGGACGCCACCAUUGGCCAAAACUUCAUGACCGGGCUCAAGGUCGUCUUUGACCGUAGGAGAUCAGUCCUAGGAUGGGAGAAGUUCGAUUGCGAGUGUUACAAGGAUACUAAGAUGCAAGACGGCGGGAGCCCGGACACUUCCCUUGGGAGCCCUGCCGGUGACUACUCUGCUCCGGGGAGCCCCAACGGCGACGAUUAUGUUCCCUACGUGCCACUGCCAUGGGAUGGCAACACAACCGAUGGACCGUACUACCCCGGCAGGGUGCCCCUGACGUGGCCAGCGAGGUCAGGUUCAGGCAGCAGCAGCCGGGCGUCGUUUGGAGGCAUCUUCUCCUUGAUGCUGCUGCUUCAUGUGCUGGCUGUGAUGAUAUCUGUGUCUUGGUGA
This is a messenger RNA of Panicum virgatum (switchgrass), 1712 nucleotides long. Its product is annotated as aspartyl protease family protein 1-like. The record is from RefSeq and is a predicted model, not a curated record. The coding region runs from base 33 to 1712 and encodes 559 amino acids. Lineage: Eukaryota; Viridiplantae; Streptophyta; Magnoliopsida; Poales; Poaceae. The transcript is spliced from 7 exons. Gene Ontology annotation, molecular function: aspartic-type endopeptidase activity. Gene Ontology annotation, biological process: proteolysis.